AUGGCCGACCAGCAACAGUCACCAUGCCGCAUCCUGGUCAUGGCCUCUGGCUUUGGCUCAAACUUCCAAGCUCUCAUUGAUGCUGUUGCCGCGGGACGGAUUCGAAACAGCAAAAUUAUUCGUCUUUUCGUGAAUAGAAGAAAUGUUCAGUCAAUUAAGCGAGCAGAAAGCGCAGGUAUUCCUUGGGAAUACUUCAACUUGAUCAGCAACGGCUUUAUUGCCAAGGGAGAAAAGGACGAGCAGAAGGUUGCUGCAGCUCGUCACAACUAUGAUGCUGCUCUGGCCGAGAGGAUAUUGUCAGCAGAGGAAAAGCCAGAGUUGAUUGUCCUCGCUGGAUGGAUGCAUGUCUUCUCAAGUGGUUUCCUAGAGCCUGUGGAAAAAGCAGGAAUACGUGUGAUCAAUCUUCAUCCCGCCCUGCCUGGAGAGUUUGAUGGAGCUGGUGCAAUUGAGCGGGCCUAUGCAGAGCUCAAAGCUGGUAGAAUAACCCGCACUGGCAUUAUGGCUCACUACGUGAUCCAAGAGGUAGAUAGAGGCGCACCUAUUUUGGUUGAAGAGAUACAGUGGAACGGAGAAGAGCUGGCCGAGCUCGAGGAGAAGAUCCAUUCGCGGGAGCAUGAGCUGAUCGUGAAGGCUACGGCGAAGGUGGUUGACGAGAUUUUGGAAAAGCGAGCAUGA
Trichoderma gamsii is the source of this 675-nucleotide messenger RNA. Its product is annotated as phosphoribosylglycinamide formyltransferase. The record is from RefSeq and is a predicted model, not a curated record. Gene Ontology annotation, molecular function: phosphoribosylglycinamide formyltransferase activity. The transcript is spliced from 3 exons. Gene Ontology annotation, biological process: 'de novo' IMP biosynthetic process. The coding region runs from base 1 to 675 and encodes 224 amino acids. Lineage: Eukaryota; Fungi; Ascomycota; Sordariomycetes; Hypocreales; Hypocreaceae. Gene Ontology annotation, cellular component: cytoplasm.